CGGCGCGGAGCGGGCACCGGAGCCCGGCCUGAGAGGGGGACGGGCUGCGACGGCGGCGAGGCGGCCCCGCCCCGGGGCUCCAUUGUUGCGGCGGCUCCGGCUCUGCGGGCCGCUCGGCUGCGCGUCGCUCGGCCAGGGCGCCUCCGCCAAGCGGCGAGCGCUGCCCAGGAGGCCGCUCGAGCAAUGGAAGAGUUAAUUGUUGAACUGCGUCUCUUCCUUGAACUCCUGGACCACGAAUAUCUAACCUCAACUGUCAGGGAGAAGAAGGCAGUCAUCACAGACAUCCUGCUGAGGGUACAGUCAUCCAGAGGUUUUGAGGUGAGAGAUCAUGCUACGAAGCCAGAGGCCCCCAACAGCCUGCCGGCCCCUCCCCAGAUGCCUCUGCCAGAGAUCCCGCAGCCGUGGCUGCCACCUGACAGCGGGCCGCCGCCGCUGCCCACGUCCUCUCUCCCAGAAGGCUACUACGAGGAGGCCGUGCCGCUGAGCCCUGGGAAGGCCCCAGAAUACAUCACCUCAAAUUAUGACUCGGAUGCAAUGAGUAGCUCUUAUGAGUCGUACGAUGAGGAGGAGGAGGAUGGAAAGGGGAAGAAAACGCGGCACCAGUGGCCCUCGGAGGAGGCCUCCAUGGACCUGGUGAAGGACGCCAAGAUCUGUGCCUUCCUGCUGCGGAAGAAGCGCUUCGGGCAGUGGACCAAGCUGCUCUGCGUCAUCAAAGACACCAAACUACUGUGCUACAAAAGUUCCAAGGACCAGCAGCCCCAGAUGGAACUGCCGCUGCAAGGCUGCCACAUUACCUAUAUUCCGAAAGACAGCAAAAAGAAGAAGCACGAGUUGAAAAUUACUCAGCAGGGCACAGACCCACUUGUUCUUGCCGUCCAGAGUAAGGAGCAGGCUGAGCAGUGGCUGAAGGUGGUCAGAGAGAUCUACAGCGGCUGCAGUGGGCCAGCAGACUCGGAGUGUCUUCCCCCCUCGAGCUCCCCGGUGCACAAGGCAGAACUGGAGAAGAAACUGUCUUCAGAGAGACCCAGCUCAGACGGGGAGGGUGUUGCAGAAAAUGGAAUUGCUAUGUGUAACGGAAAAGAACAAGUUAAGAGGAAAAAGAGUUCCAAAUCAGAGGCCAAAGGAACUGUGUCUAAAGUCACUGGGAAGAAAAUCACCAAGAUCAUCGGUUUGGGAAAGAAAAAGCCAUCGACGGAUGAACAGACCUCCUCAGCGGAGGAAGACGUGCCUACUUGUGGCUACCUGAACGUGCUGUCCAACAGCCGCUGGCGGGAGCGCUGGUGCCGAGUGAAGGACAACAAGCUCAUCCUCCACAAGGACAGGGCCGACCUGAAGGCCCACCUCGUCUCCAUCCCGCUCCGCGGCUGCGAGGUCAUCCCGGGGCUGGACUCCAAACACCCGCUGACGUUCCGGCUGCUUCGAAACGGCCAGGAGGUGGCCGUGUUGGAGGCGUCUUCUUCUGAAGACAUGGGCAGAUGGAUUGGGAUUUUGCUGGCUGAGACGGGGUCCUCAACAGACCCCGGGGCCCUGCACUACGACUACAUAGACGUGGAGAUGUCCGCAAACGUCAUUCAGACGGCCAAGCAGACCUUCUGCUUCCUGAACAGGCGUGUUCUGUCCACGAACCCAUACGUAGGGAGCACCGCCAACGGCUACGCGCACCCCAGCGGGACGGCGCUGCACUACGACGACGUCCCCUGCAUCGGCGGCUCGUGGGGACCCGACGACGGCCUUCCCGCUCCCCGAGGCCGCGGCCUGGGAGAAGAGGCGCUCUAUGAUAACGCCGUGCUGUACGAUAACUUGCCGUCUCCGAAAAUCUUUGCUCGCUGCCCCCCUGCUGACAGGAAGGCUGCGAGGCCGUCUCCUGACACACUGUCCUGUAACCACUACAAACACCCUGCCUCCUCCGGCCUGCCUUCCUCCCCGUCUGUCACUAACACCUCUUCUCUGGGGAGGGCGUCUCUCGGGCUCGGCUCACAGGUGAAGAGUAAAAAGCCCCCGGUGGCAUCCACUGGGGUUACGGGAAAAAGCAAGGCUCCAAGCGGUCAGCUAAAAAAAGCUGAUUCUGCGGCUGGCGUGAAGCGGACGCCUUCAAAUGCUGACCAGUACAAAUAUGGCAAGAACCGGGUAGAAGCAGAUGCCAAGCGGCUGCAGGCCAAAGAGGAGGAGCUGCUGAAGAGGAGGGAAGGCCUGCGGGACAGGCUGGCCCAGCUGCGGAAGGAGAGGAAGGGGCUGAGGGCCGCCAUCGAAGUGAACACCGGCAGGAAGACCCAGGUGACCCUGGAGGAGAAGCUGAGGAAGCUGGAGGAGGAGUGCAAGCAGAGGGAGACGGAGCGCGUCAACCUGGAGCUGGAGCUGACGGAGGUCAAGGAGAGCCUCAAGAAGGCGCUGGCUGGCGGCAUCACCUUGGGGCUGGCCAUUGAGCCCCGCUCAGGGACAUCGAGCCCGCAGUCUCCAGUUUUCAGGCAUCGGACCCUGGAGAACUCGCCCAUGUCCAGCUGUGAGACCAGUGAUGCAGAGGGCCCGGUGCCCGUGAACAGUGCGGCCGUCCUGAAGAAGAGCCCGCUGGCGCCCGCCAGCUCCCCCUGCCGGGGACACGUGCUUCGGAAGGCCAAGGAGUGGGAGCUGAAGAACGGGACAUAGAGCUCGCAGACGCCCGGCUCGCGCAGCGAUGCCCCGUCGCGUGCCCGCAGGGCACUGACCCGGGGCUCCGGCAGCGGGACACGGGGCUGGCGGCUGCGCUCCGGUGCCAGGACCCAGACCCGCCCGCUGUCUCCUCUCUACUGUGUAAUGGUUCCCUCUAAAGAGAUUUACUUGUAACGCUCUGGCUUCCACCUUCAUCUGUUAAGAGACAGGAAGGGACGGCAGGUGUGGUGAGACCAGCGCCAUCUCCGGGCGCAGCGCCCACCCCCACAGACUGAAGAUGAACGGCCAGCGGGCCCUGGACGGGACCUCGGACUCGGACGUGCUCCGCGCCCGGCGGGGGUGCGCGUGGGCGGCGGGCUGCCUGCUCCUCGGCCCGGAGGACCUGGGGAUGUUGCUGGGGUGGCGUGAGCCGCGUGGACCCGCCCCCGUCUCGGCGUCCCCCUCCCCACACGCCCGGGCCCCCCGUCACUAGGGGUGAAGGUGCAACAGAAUUGUGCUGUGAAGCAUUUUUUACCUUUUUUUUAAAAAAUAUUUUCUGGACAGAUGCUUUGGUCACCAGGACACAAAAAGCUGCCACUCUCCUUUAAACUUUAAAAGAUGUUCUCUUGUUACCAUGUGCUGUGCUUCCCUCCAAGGGUUUUCAGAUUCUGAGUCAUAUUUUAUUGGUGAUCGGUCCUGCUUUUGAAAGGCAGCAGUGUUUUUGAUACUUGCCGCAUGUGUGUCCUUCCCUGCUUUUCCCGGCAUCCAACCCCCUUCUACCCCUUCAGAAGCAGCGGGUGGUCCUCAGCGCCCCGGGCGGUGUCAUGGUGAUGGUCGCGGUCACACUCAUUCCAAGGUGCGAGUCUGCCCGUUGAAAGGCAGCAGGUUCUGGGAACUGGGCAGCUUUGGGGCAAAAGCAGGACCCGGAGAGCUUCUGCCCCACCCCCGCCCCGUGACCCGCCAGGGGGCUUAGUCCGCUGCUUCCCUCAGGGCGUGGCCGCGAAGGGAUCAGACACUAAGGCGUGAAGGGGACAGGCCGGUUCGUAGGUGGAGCUCGUCCAGGCCGGCUCUCCUCUGUCUGCAGAGGGACCUCUCAGGGAUCCUCCCUGUGCAGCCACUGGCCAGAAAACCCGUCUGUCACCUGGAGCCCUCUGCAGACUGGCCGAUGGGACCAGGUCACACACGGGGAUGGGCUCUUCCUACCUGCGGUGGAUGCGGCCUGUCCUCCGCUGCCUGGGAGGUGUUGCUCAUCAGAUAGAGGAACAGGAGGCAAGAAGACGGGGUGCGUGUGUCUCCCCUAGACGUGCCUGCAAGCACAUCCCGGGGCGGCCGCGGCUUCCGCAGGCCUUGCCGGUCAGGGCCGGAGUGGCCUUCGAGGCCAGCAUGGGCCCUGUCUGGCUUUACUGAGCAGAGCAGGAGAGCGAUCUUGGCCCCUAAGAAAGUUCUGCAGCAGGACCUGGAAGCCGGUCGCCUGGAGUCCACCUGAAACCUGAAGUUACGUUGAAGCCGUCUGCCAGGUGCCUGGGCUACCCGCUGGUGCCCUAACGCUCAAGCUCUUCCUCCGCUAUUUAUACGGCAGGUGGGGCCCCCCACCCCGACCCCAGGAAAUCCAAGUAGGGAGUGGAGGAGGGGCCUCCCCCAGCUCAGGCCCAUCCUCCCAGCCCUGGCUGGGAACGAGGAGCCACUCUCCCCCGGUCAUCCCUCAGCAUAGGAAGCUCGACCGCUUGGCGUCAUAGGAAGCUGAUUUCCUGUAAAGGAGGAGAGUGUGACCUCCCGUAGAUUUUUGCUGCCUUCUGGUCAAAUAAAUGGUUUCCACCUAAGGCUCUCAGGCCAUUCUGAUUGGCAGCCAGCUUUGCCCAAGCCGACGGCCAGAUUCCAGUUGUUACCAAGAAGGGAAAACGUGACCUCAGCCCAGCGCAGGUAGGCACAGGUGGGUGGGCCGCCAGCAGAGGUCACCUCAGAUGUCACCUCGACCAUCUCUGUGGAUCGCGCUCAAGGACACUGCCAGUGGGGCCAGAGCCAGGAUUUGGACCUGGCCUUCAGACUCCUGGCGUAUAUAUUUUGUGCUUAAAAAACCCAGGUUUUUAAUUCAUUUUCACAACCAUAAGCCUUUAAGGAGGAUGGUGGAUUCGAUCCUGUCGCGUUCUCUUGGAGCCAUGUGAAACGGGCCCCGCGGAAGCCGAGGCCACCGGCAUCGGGCUCCUUUGAUAUCAUGCGUCCCCCUCGAUGUCUUUAGAUUUGAUCAGAAAGUUAGUUUAAAGCAUUUGCUUCAAAAUAAGUUAUUUAUUUGUAUAUGUUCAAUAAAUAUAGUUUUUAACUUAUAUCUGUACAUACUAGACACACUGUGGACAUUCUGUUAGCACCCUGACAGUGAUCUCAUAACCCCACACCCCGCCAAAAUGUGCCCCAGGGACCUGCACCCCCUCUCUUGGGGCGGCCGGAGACAUCGUGCCAGAGCCAGGCUGGGGGGGCCUGGCCUCGGCCCCCGCUCGGGGGUGCAGGUCACCGUCCCCUGGGAGAAGUGGAUUCUCAAGAAAUGUCCCCAUCCCUCUGACAGGCAGUCAUAGUCACAGAGUGCUGGCCAAACUCUCAUAUAGAUCCUGACCGAAACGAGACGAACGUGGUGGCAGGACCAGGGCUGGUGUGAGGCUGCCACCAUCUGCAGGGCCGUGGGCCCUUCCCUGAGAACAGAGGCCACCAUCAGCCUCAGGCUCUGCUCCUGGCUCUGUUUUGGUGACGUGUUGUCGACCUGCAAAUUCCCUCCAUUUUUAUAUUUUUAUAAUGGUUUUCAUUCACUCACCAACCUUUCGCACAGAAAUAGAUGGUCAGAGGCGCGCCGUGUUACCCCGACAUGGGCUCAGGUGGGGGCAACUCCCCCCCACCCCCACCUCUGUCCAGAGGCCGGGGAGGGUCGGGCAGGGCCGGCCUGUGUGUCCGAGAUAACAACGCCGCACUCCCCCGCCCUGGGCCUCGGGACGGGCCUCUGCGGGAGCUGGUGGGCCCCGGGGAUGGACCCAGACGCUGGGGCCUCUGUACACGGUCUCCGCGGGGCUCUUCUCUCGGCCACACAGGUAGGACUAGUUGUGGUCCCUCGGUUUGGACACCUUGGCGUUGUCCAACUUGACCGUUCCCCUUAUUCAUCUCACUAGUCGGUCCCUGAGUCAUUUUGGGCUAUUUCUGAAAACCCAAGACAAGCCUGAUAGGAUGGAGAUGUGUCGCCUUUGAAACGUCUGUCUCAAAAAGCCUGUGUCCUGGGCCCUGAAGGCCGCCCUCAGGGAGGAGUUUCAGAUUGCUGUUAAUCGUGGCAACAGUUUGGAAUCUGUGUACAGGUUUCCAAGGCGACAGCUUAGAAGCUGGGGUGGGCCCGAGGGUUGUGGGCAAAACUCCUCUGUUUACUGUCCCAUCUUUUCUUUCCAGGAGAAUAACUGUCAGCAUGCUAUUUUGAAGGAAAUGUAAAGUUUGCCCCGGACCUAGUCCCCCAGGCAGCGUUGUCUGUUUAUUCACCACCUCCUAUGUCAGGAAGCUUCCCAGGCUGGGCACGGGGGUGGGCAUCCGGGCAGGGCCUCUCCCGCCGGAGAAAUCGGGCCGCUGAGGCGGCUGCAUCCCAGCCCCGGCCCCGCGCAGCCCAGCGGACGCCUCUUCCAGGAGCAGGUGGCCCGCCCGGCUCCACUGUGGCUCAGGAAAAGGUCAUGGACACUUCAGUAUUAAAUAUUGCGUUCCUCUUUCUUUCUAAAUUAAGUUUUUUAAUGGAAAAAAUAGUUUCAGGUCACGGCAGAGUUUUAAAGAGGGUGAUUUUAUUGUUCUUGUCAUUACUUAUCCCCAUGAUGGGCUGGGUUGAUACUGUGAAAUAAACUAAAACUAGACAUUUUCACGCCCCCUCCCCGUCCCCCGCACACACGGUGCAGCAGCAGAGAAGAACAGCCUCUUGGUGACCCCCGAGCCCUGGGGGGUUAGCGUGUCAUUCGUGAAGACGAGAGAGCUUCACGCCCAGUGAAGGGUUGGCCUCACGUGCACGCUCUUGCCCGUCUUUUGUGAAAUAAUUCAGUUUUCUUUCCAGAAAAGCCCAACUUGACAGCAUACAAGUAUUACCAGGUAUUUCUGUUCAUUGCCAUGGAAGAAAUUUUCGAGAUGGGAUCAUCAGAUCAUAAUUCUUAGGGACCAAAGGUGUUUUUUAAUAAGAUAAUCUUUGUAUUUGAUUUUUUUAAUGAGAAAGGCGAUGUUAACUUUAAACUUUAGCAUCAACUGUUAAAUUAUAUUCAGCAUUAAUUGACCAUGGCUAUAAGUUGUAAAAUGUUUUCAUAUUAAGAAUGUAAUUAUUUCCUUAUUGUAUUUUUUAAAAAACUAAAGUCAUAUUUAAAAUUCUCUUUGAAAGAAACAGGCAAGAAACAGGAAAGAUUUUUUUAAUUAAAUAUGUUGGCAGUGUCCAUUUUAAAUAACUGUAAAUAUAUUUUCACUGUGUUUUGCAAUGUAUUUAAUUCAUAAAGUAAAAAAUUUUAUCAGAAGAACCUUGCAUUGGAAAUAAUUCGUUUUCAGUCCAUUUGCCCGGAUUUUGUAGUGACCUCACUUGAAUUUUCUGCCUUACCAAUGGAUUUUUCUACAGUUUUACACAGUGUAGCCUGCAGACUGGCGCCCUCGGGCGUGCCGCCUUUGUGUGUUACUAAUAAACUCGGCUCU
Molecule: messenger RNA, 7299 nt
Organism: Hippopotamus amphibius kiboko
Lineage: Eukaryota; Metazoa; Chordata; Mammalia; Artiodactyla; Hippopotamidae
Gene: AFAP1
Product: actin filament associated protein 1
Exons: 18
Coding region: 184-2643 (819 amino acids)
Cellular component (GO): cytosol
Molecular function (GO): SH3 domain binding; SH2 domain binding
Source: RefSeq, a predicted model, not a curated record